Messenger RNA from Musa acuminata AAA Group (dessert banana), 1569 nucleotides. RefSeq names its product oxygen-dependent coproporphyrinogen-III oxidase, chloroplastic-like. Gene Ontology annotation, cellular component: cytoplasm; chloroplast stroma. Bases 136 to 1335 code for a protein of 399 amino acids. The transcript has 8 exons. Gene Ontology annotation, molecular function: coproporphyrinogen oxidase activity. Lineage: Eukaryota; Viridiplantae; Streptophyta; Magnoliopsida; Zingiberales; Musaceae. The record is from RefSeq and is a predicted model, not a curated record.
AAAGCCUACCUUCUCUUCAGCUUAGGGUCACCGCUCUCCACCUCCUAAGCCGCCGUCCAUUGGCGGUGACCGGACCCAUCUGUUCUACUCUCAGCUCUCUCCACUUCUCCGCCGCUUACUACUUCCUCCUCCGCGAUGGCCGCCGCCGCCGCCGUCUCCUCCACCUUUAUCUUCCUCGCACCGAACACCUGCUCCUCGCAAACCCUUAAGCCGCCCUCCCUCGGCCCCUUCCGGCGCGCUGCCUCUGCCGUCGCCUUCCCCCGACUCCCCCGGCUCGUCCCUGUCCGUGCCUCCGUCGCCAUCGAAAAGGAGACCCCCGAGAACGAGCGGCCCGAGACCUUCCUCCGUUCUGCCGAUAGCCCCCAUGGCGACGCUGCCGCUGCGCCGAGUACCGUUCGGGCCCGCUUCGAAAGGAUGAUACGGGAGGUUCAGGACGAGGUGUGCGCUGCCAUUGAGGCGGCCGAUGGCGGCGGGACGUUCAAGGAGGAUGUUUGGUCCCGGCCGGGCGGGGGCGGCGGGAUCAGCCGGGUGUUGCAGGACGGGGGGGUGUGGGAGAAGGCCGGGGUCAACGUGUCCGUGGUGUACGGGAUGAUGCCGCCGGACGCUUACCGGGCUGCCAAAGGGGAGGCCAAAGCUGCUGGUGAGGAUUCUUCGGUCAAGGCGGGGCCUGUGCCAUUCUUUGCCGCCGGAAUUAGUUCGGUUUUACAUCCGAAUAAUCCAUUUGCCCCGACAUUGCAUUUCAACUAUCGGUACUUUGAAACUGAUGCACCAAAAGAUGCCCCUGGAGCACCUAGGCAAUGGUGGUUUGGUGGGGGUACUGAUUUCACUCCUGCUUACAUCUUUGAAGAGGAUGUAAAGCAUUUCCAUAGGGCCCAAAAGCAAGCAUGUGAUAAAUUUGAUCCAAGUUUCUAUACCAGAUUCAAAAAAUGGUGUGAUGAUUAUUUCUUCAUCAAGCACCGUGGUGAAAGGCGUGGGCUUGGUGGCAUAUUUUUUGAUGACCUUAAUGACUACGACCAAGAGAUGCUUCUUGCUUUCUCUACUGAGUGCGCAAAGUCUGUAGUUCCAGCAUACAUACCGAUCAUAGAACGAAGGAAAGACGCACCUUUUACCGAGAAUAACAAGGCAUGGCAGCAAUUAAGAAGGGGACGUUACGUAGAGUUCAAUCUGGUUUAUGAUCGUGGGACAACAUUUGGAUUGAAGACCGGCGGACGAAUAGAAAGCAUUCUUGUUUCCCUUCCGCUAACAGCUCGGUGGGAAUAUGUUCAUCAACCAAAAGAAGGAAGCGAAGAGUGGAAGCUGUUGGAUGCAUGCAUCAAUCCGAAGGAAUGGAUUUGAUGUCGGCCAAACGGCUAAGCAAUCUAAGCUAAGCCCUUUUAUAGCGUUGAGAAAAUAUGUGCAGGUUAGGAGUUGUGUAUUGAGUUAUGAUUACAAUCAUUUCUAGAAUAGUUAAUGGUGGUCAUGUUCAUGGUUCGUAUUAUCGGUCCGUACUGAUAUACCGAUCAACUGUUGGUACGGUAUGUAUUGAGCUAUAUCAAGCAUAUUGAUACGCAGUAUAUUAGGGUUUACAAA